Gambusia affinis (western mosquitofish) is the source of this 4740-nucleotide messenger RNA. It is a transcript of the gene rereb, whose product is annotated as arginine-glutamic acid dipeptide (RE) repeats b. The coding region runs from base 260 to 3784 and encodes 1174 amino acids. The record is from RefSeq and is a predicted model, not a curated record. NCBI's taxonomy places the organism in Eukaryota, Metazoa, Chordata, Actinopteri, Cyprinodontiformes, Poeciliidae. Gene Ontology annotation, molecular function: transcription corepressor activity; zinc ion binding; sequence-specific DNA binding. Gene Ontology annotation, cellular component: nucleus. The transcript is spliced from 17 exons. Gene Ontology annotation, biological process: regulation of DNA-templated transcription.
AGCAGUAAGUGUUGAUGAAGCCCAGCGUGUCUGCGGCACAUGCUCAGUAAUCUACAUCCAGAUAAAAUGUGAACGCUACGCUGUGGCUGUUGAGGUCACUGCACUGAAAAAAUAGAGCGAGUCUCUACACUACACCGCCUCCAUUUUGAAUAGCCAUGUAAUAGGGGAUUCGCACAGUUGGUGUGUGUGUAUGUGUGUGUGUCUCGCCCACUGUGCUGCGUAGUGUCAACAAGCCACAACCAACCAAACAUCCGUCGACAUGGACGACCUGUUCAGUCCGCGCAGGAGCCUGAACAGCACACAAGGUGAAAUAAGAGUGGGACCAAGCCACCAGGCCAAGCUCCCAGAGCUGCAGCCACGACCAGCACCUAGUGCACAGACCCAGACGGACAAUGAGGAGCUCAUGUGGACACCUGGAGUCAAUGACUGCGACCUUCUUAUGUACCUCAGAGCAGCCAGGAGCAUGGCAGCGUUUGCAGGGAUGUGUGAUGGCGGAUCCACUGAGGAUGGAUGUUUGGCAGCUUCCCGGGACGAUACCACGCUGAACGCUCUCAACAUGCUCCAUGCAAGCCAUUAUGAUGCAGCCAAAGCUCUGCAGCGUCUGGUCAAGAGGCCACUACCCAAACUGAUUGAAAAAUGCUGGUCAGAAGAUGAUGUGAAACGCUUCAUCAAAGGUCUGAGACAGUACGGAAAGAAUUUCUUUCGCAUCCGGAAAGACUUUCUCCCCAGCAAGAAGACUGGAGAGUUGAUCACAUUUUAUUACCACUGGAAGAAAACACCAGAGGCCGCCGGGACCAGAGCUUAUCGACAGCAACGCCGGCAGCCGUCCUCUCGCAAAGCAAAAACUCGAUCUGCAGCGGCUACUGUCAACCCUCCAUCUCGAAACUAUUCAGUUGAGGCCAGUUCUGCCAGUGAGGAUGAUGUCGACAGUGAAGACAGCGAACAGGAAGCAAAGAGCUGCAGCCACUGUGGAACAACAACUUCUAAGGAUUGGCACCAGGUCGGGAGAGACAACUCUCUGCUCUGCACAACUUGCCGCACGUACGAAAACAAACACGGAUGUCUGCCGCCUGCUUCUAAAUCUGGGAACGCUUCCUUUAUGUUCAAACCUGUGAAAGUGGAAGAAGAGGUGAACAACAAGCAUGGCAUGAGGACUCGGCAGAGCAGAGCACCUCAGCUGACAUCGUUAAGAAGUGGGCUCAGGAGGUUCACUGGCUCUCCAAGCACGGAGGAUUCACAGUCCGGUAACCAGAACUUCCCGACUGGAGGAAUCUCUAGUUCCUUAAGAUCCUCCGCGGAUCAUAAAAAUGACUCCACAAAAAAAAUUAACAAGAAGAUAAAAGAGGAGGUAACGGCGCCAAAGACAGCAAAGCGUGUGCGGGAAAGUCCUGCUCUGGAGUCUGAUGAAGCUGAAAAGAUGACACCUAAAAGGCCAAAGACAGAGGUUCCACGAGGCGGGUCCCGGUCAGAGGGAGAGGCAGAGGAGGAAAGCUCUUCAGAAAGCCGCAGCGCUCAGGACGACGGCAGUGACACCAAAGACAUCGACCAGGACAACCGCAGCUCCUCUCCCAGCAUCCCCAGCCCUCAACAGGGCAACGAGAGCGACUCAGACUCUUAUGCCCAGCCCAGCGGGGCCCCAGCUGAGGCCGGUGCUGCGACUCUGACGGACGCCCCGGUCCUCCAAGCCGUCCCCUCUCAGGACCCUCCCAUUCCUCCUCAACCGUCACAAAGCCUAGCCUCCGCUGACCCGGCUCAGAGCCCCCCUUCAUCCUCCCCAGACCCUCCACAGGGUGGAGCUACUCAAUCCCCUGCCACAGCCGGCUCAGGUUGCCGAGCAUCGCCGAUCUCUGGUCCAAGGCCGCAGCCACCAGCGCUGGGUCUGGACACGCCUCUCGCUCCUGUGUCGCAUUUCUCACCUGCUCUCGGCUCCACGCAGCCCCCGCAGCCGAACGGUUCCCCCCCUCACACCCUGCCGCGCUCUGUGCCCUUCUGCAGGGAUGCUCAGCUGCCGCACCCACCUCAAGUCAAGCCCCCUCCUACAACCCCAAUCCCACCGUCACACAAACAGCUGCCUCACCCAUCUGCAGCAACUUUCCCCCAGAUGCCUUCUAAUCUCCCACCACCUCCUGCUCUGAAGCCUCUCAACUCUCUCCCCAACCAGCAUCCUCCAGGCGCUCCUCCCCCUCCUCUGCAGCUCAUGCCUCAUCCUUUGCCUCCACACUCGGCUCCAUCCCAACUUCCAGUGUCGUCUCAGGUGCAGAGCCACCCUGGGAAAAGUGGGACCUCGUCCCUCCCAGCAGCUCCGGGUCCGCUCCCUCUCACAUCCUCCACUGCCGGCCCCGUUCCCACCCUGCAGCCGUCCUUCCCAACGCUCCCACCCAGACCCUCUCCAAACUCUGCUGCCGGAGGAUCACAAGUUCAGAUUAAAGAAGAGCCGCUGGAUGAGGUGGAGGAGCCGGAGAGCUCGCCGUCUCCUCCCCGGAGUCCCUCACCAGAGCCCACUGUUGUCAACAUGGCGAGCCACGCCAGUCAGUCUGCAAGGUUUAUAAAACACUUGGAUCGAGGCUGCAACUCCUGUGCAAGGACGGACCUUUUCUUCACUCCGCUGUCUUCCUCCAAGCUGGCCAAGAAGCGGGAGGAGGUUGUAGAAAAGAUGAGGAGGGAGGCUGAGCUCGGCGUGCGGCAAGAACGUGAGAGAGAGAAAGACAGAGAGCGGGAGAGAGAGAUGGAUAGAAACUCUAGGGCGUCCAGCUCUUCCCACGACAGUCGCCUGAGUGAAGUGCAGAUGACGGCUCAGAUCCACGGCCGGCCCUCCUUUGACCAGCCCCCCACCACUGUAGCGGCCGUGCCCCCGUACAUCGGCCCCGACACGCCGGCCAUGCGCAGCCUGAAUGACUAUGCUCGGCCCCACGUCAUGUCGCCCUCCAACCGCAACCAUCCGUUCUACGUCUCGCUGAGCCCAGGUGACCCCCUGCUGGCCUAUCACAUGCCCGGCCUGUACAGCACGGACCCUGGCCUCCGAGAGCGGGAGCUCAGGAACUUCAGGGAGCGGGAGCUGCGCGAACGAAUGAAGCCCGGCUUUGAGGUCAAACCCCCAGACCUGGAAACCCUUCACCAGUCAGCCAACCACCUGGAGCACUUUGCUAGACACGGGGCAUUGGCUCUGCCCCACAUACCCGGACCGUCCCACCCUUUUGCUCCCUUCCAUCCGGGGCUGAGCCACCUGGAGCGCGAGAGGCUGGCGCUGGCUGGCCCUCAGAUGCGCCCAGAGCUGAGCUACGCCGAGAGGCUGACUGCGGAACGGCUUCAUGCUGAGAGGAUGGCCUCUGUGGCGACUGAUCCAGCUGCCCGGCUGCAGAUGCUCAACGUCACCCCUCAUCAUCACCAGCACUCUCACAUUCAUUCCCAUCUGCACCUCCACCAGCAGGACCCCCUCGGUCAAGGUUCAAGUCCUCAUCCUCUGGUCGACCCACUGGCCGGCGGACCACGUUUGGCUCGAUUCCCUUUCCCUGCUGGCCCGAUCCCAAACCCCUUACUCGCUGAUCUCCCUCACGAGCAUGAGAUGCUGCGCCAUCCACUGUUUGGAGCUGCAUAUCCUCGAGAGCUUCAAGGACCGAUUCCUCACAUGUCUGCCUCACAUCAGCUCCAGGCCAUGCAUGCUCAGUCUGCAGAGCUGCAGCGGAUGGCAAUGGAGCAGCAGUGGCAUCACCUGCAUGGAGGCCCUCUGCCAAGUCAGGAAGAUUAUUACAGCCGCCUGAAGAAAGAAGGUGACAAGCCGUCUUGAGGUGGUGCAUGCUCUGAGCUCCUUCAGAUCAAUACUGUGUACUUUUAACACUCUAAAUGUAUUUUUGUGUGCUGUCUUCUGUUUGUUUGUGUUGAUAAAUUUUAGAAGAAUAGUGGUGGAACUCAAAGUGUGUUUCGUGUUCUGCGCAUCAUGAAACCCUGAGAUUUUCCUUAAGAAUUUACACUACUGUAGUUUUAUCAUCCAAUUAAUGAACAGUCCCACCAACUGGGACUUAAAGUGACAAGUUUCCUCUCUAACCAACUAUUAAACUGUUUCUUAUGCAGUCAUAUGAGUUUGCUAAAGAAUGAUAAAAACAGAGCGAUUUUGGUGUUGAUUUUAAAUAUGUUUAUUGUUUCUAAUAGAGUUCUUGUACAGAAUAAUGUUUAAAUCUGUGUGUGUAUGAUAGAUAUGACCUAGCAUGACUCACGCUUCAGUUUUUCCACUGAGAUAGUAGAACGAAGUUGUAUUGUGUUGUUAGGCUUUAAAAGCACCGUAGGGGACUGGAUUUAAUCCGAAAUAAGAUGAAAUGUAUCUUUAAAUCCGAAAUUUUUAUAUAUCAAUAUAUCUUUUCACAGUAUAACCGAAGCUCAUUUUUGAGAAUGUAAAUACUACAUGUUGACAAUAAUCUAUAUGACUGAGUAUUAUUGAUAUAUCAGUAGAUGUAAACACUUGAUUCAGCAUGAGAACAAUAAAAUCCUAAGGUAGUGUUAUAAGGUGUGCUAAAUAGUUGGACCAUAACCUGCCUGUCUGUUUACUGACAGGAGGUUUUAUUAGGAGAAUCUAUUUACAUUGUUUUUCUGAAAAUGUCACAGCUGGAUAGAAACUAAAUCUUAAACAUUUGGGUGGAGUUUUUCUAAAAAAGAAAAAAAAAAUACUGUCUAAAUUCAGUAUUUAUGUGAUAUAUAUCAAUCUGUAUCCAUACCAUAUUUAUUUCAAUAAAUAUUUCUCCAAUGAUA